Rhododendron vialii is the source of this 2946-nucleotide messenger RNA. RefSeq names its product protein FAR1-RELATED SEQUENCE 5-like. The record is from RefSeq and is a predicted model, not a curated record. Gene Ontology annotation, biological process: regulation of DNA-templated transcription. The coding region runs from base 160 to 1851 and encodes 563 amino acids. Lineage: Eukaryota; Viridiplantae; Streptophyta; Magnoliopsida; Ericales; Ericaceae. The transcript is spliced from 4 exons.
GCUGCCCGGAGGGGGCAGCAGCCCCUACCCACACCCUCAAAACGACGCCGUUUUGAGGGUAAACUGCUGGUCUCUGGUAAGGGCCCUGUUUGGCACAUCUUUUUCCCUAAAUGUUUCCCCCCAAAUCUCUCUCUAAUCGUCUGCUAGCAUCUCCCGCCAAUGGAUUCCCCCAUUCUCUCUCACCGACUCCAGUUCCUCCUUCUCCCUCAUCAACUGUGGUUGCUUCUUCAUCUUCAUUUCCUACUGCUUCUGAACGAUCCACCGACGCCGAACCGCCGCAAGCCGCCGAAACAACCACUAAGAUUUUCAUACUUGUUUAUUGUUGAAAUGGAGGAAGAUAGAGUUGAGGGGUCUAUAGAACAUAGUGAAGAGUUCGUAAACGAAUGUACACCGUGUAUUGGUAUGGAGUUUGAGUCAGAAGAUGCUGCGUAUCGAUUCUAUUGCGAAUACGGACGGAUUCUAGGGUUUUGCGUUCGAAAAGACUACAUAUCAAAAAGCAAGACGGACGGUGUGAUGAUUAAUAGAAAGUUUGUUUGUAGUAAGGAGGGAGUAAAAGGAGUGGAUAAACGAACUCAGACGACAUCACUAGGUAGACUAGAGACAAGAAUUAAUUGCAAAGCAUUUUUGUACAUAUCACUUGAUCGGGCUUCAUUGAAAUGGACUGUGAAAAGAUUUGAUGAGACUCACAAUCACUUGUUACAUAUUCCUGAAACUGUCCAUAUGAUGAGGAAUCAAAGAGGAUUGACUGAGUCACAAGGUAUAACUGUUGAAAUUGCUGAGGCUACCGGGUUACCUCUUAAGUUGUCACAUGAUCUCAUUAGUGCCCAAUCAGGAGGGAAGGAAAACGUUGGGUUCAUGCGAGAGGAUAUUAAAAGCUACUUGUGUGCGAAAAGAGGAAGGGAUUUACAAUAUGGUGAAGCAGGGGCUUUGUUGAGAUAUUUUCAGAAACAAACAAUUGAUAAUCCUUACUUCUUUCACGGAAUGCAAUUGGAUGUAAAUGAGAUGAUAACCAAUAUCUUUUGGGCGGACCAUGAGAUGAUAAGAGAUUAUGGACUCUUUGGGGAUACAUUGUCUUUUGACACGACUUUUAGAACUAAUAAAGAGUUUCGACCGUUGGCUAUUUUUACCGGCUUUAACCAUUUUCGUAUGACGGUGAUUUUUGGUGUUGCAUUGAUGUAUGAUGAAACAAUCCCAUCAUUUGUGUGGUUAUUCAAAAAAUUUUUAGAAGCAAUGUCGGGGAAGAAGCCUUUCACAUUUUUUACCGAUCAAGAUCAAGCAAUGGCUAACGCGAUAUCUCAAGUUAUGCCGGAUGUGAAACACGGAUUGUGUACAUUUCACAUUAAUCAAAAUGCAAUGAAGCAUUUAGGCUACUUGUAUGGGGAAGAAUCCACAUUUGGUAGUGAUUUCAAUGCGUGCAUGUUUCUCUAUGAAGACGAAAAGGAAUUAGAAGAAGCUUGGGAAUCUUUGCUUGAAAGUUAUAACUUGAAAGACAAUGAGUGGAUGAACAAAACUUGGGAACUUAGAAGGAAGUGGGCACAUGUGUACAUGAAGUUGUCUUAUAAUGCAGGGAUGAGAAGCACUCAACUUAGUGAGAGCUUGAAUGCCAAAUUGAAGAAACACUUAAAGUCCAACCUCCAUCUUGAUCAAUUCUUAACACAACUUGAUAAAGUUGUUUUUGACAAGCGGUACAAUGAAAAAGAAGCAGCACACGGCUCUAGAGAAAAGAUGGUUAGAUUAAAGUAUCCAAGUUGUCCAAUGUUACUUCAUGUUUCCAAAUUGUACACUCCUCCUAUUUUCGACUUGUUCCACAAAGAGUUAGACAUCUCCCUUGGUUGUAAAGUGAUACAAUGAAAGGUGUUGGGAGAUGAAAUUAGAUGUGUGAUUCAAAAGCAUGGACAAGAAAGAGAGUAUGUUGUGUUAGCUAGUGUGGAACUUGAUGCAUUGGGAGCUAAAACUUUUGGAGGAGUUCGUUGUAGUUGUCGAAAAUUUGAGAGCUUUGGAAUUCUAUGUGGUCAUGCAAUCAAAGUGCUCUUGCUAAUGAAUGUCAUGGAAAUACCUGAAAAAUACAUAUUACCCCGAUGGAGGCUAGAUGCAAAGAGUUGUUCAUCUAAGGGAAAAGAAGUUAUGGUGGAGGAGACUGAUCGGAAGUUUGUAAUAUCGGCGCGGUAUAGGCAUCUUUGUCCUAAAAUGGUGACAUUAGCGGCUCGGUCAUCUGAAGAUGAUGAAGCAUAUAGGUUGGUGGAGGAUACUAUUACGAGUUUGGGAGUGCAAGUGGAGAAUAUCUUUCUUUCCAAACAUGGCCACGAUGCGUCAAGUAGUGGAGCCGACAUUGACAUGGGAAUAGAUUCGAUCGAUCCUACUUUAAAACAUGCAAAGGGUUUGAAAAAGAAAUUCACAGACCGUGCAAGGAAGGGUGGUAGAAGACUAAAGCCUUGGUAUGAGAAGUUGAAAAAAAGGGCAAAAGGUGUUCCACAACCUCAGUUCAGUCAGGGCGUUGAACAAUCCGGCUCCAAGGAUGACGGAACACCCUAUUAUCCACAAACAGCACAUUUAUUAACUCAAGCAUCUUCUAGUUCACAAAUUUCAGAGGAGAUGGAAUUUGAUCGAGCAGGACAUAUUACCAUUGAUGGAUCAAUCCAAACAGCCAUGGAGACCGAGUCAUUCUUCCAUAAUGAAGGGUUCAUUGAUUUUAUGAUCAAUCCACAAUCACCCUCACUUUAUUGACUCUAGAUGUGAGAGGAUGAAUAUUAGAUUGUGUUCUUUUCAAUUUUGGAACUUUAGUUGUGGUCGCGCUUUUUGGGGUAACACGAUGAAUAUGAGAUCGUGUUCUUUUGAAUUCUGGAUUAUGGGAUUCAGAUUGUGAAGAAUUAUAUUUAUGAUUGGGAACCUAAAUGUGGAGAUUCAGUUUUUCUCAUGGGAUUCCAGUACAAAUUUCCGAUUAAUGGG